Molecule: messenger RNA, 954 nt
Organism: Perca fluviatilis (European perch)
Lineage: Eukaryota; Metazoa; Chordata; Actinopteri; Perciformes; Percidae
Product: transcription factor HES-2-like
Exons: 4
Coding region: 38-652 (204 amino acids)
Biological process (GO): anterior/posterior pattern specification; regulation of neurogenesis; regulation of transcription by RNA polymerase II
Cellular component (GO): nucleus
Molecular function (GO): DNA-binding transcription factor activity, RNA polymerase II-specific; protein dimerization activity; RNA polymerase II cis-regulatory region sequence-specific DNA binding
Source: RefSeq, a predicted model, not a curated record
UUUUGGACACUUCUCUGGCACAAAGACGAAGCUGAAAAUGUCUCCAAACAUGACUUGUGAAGCUCUCCAGUCUUUUUCUCCAAGGGUAACUGUGGCCAAAAGAAAAGAGGCUCUUGAGCUCCGAAAGACAAUGAAACCUUUGAUGGAAAAAAGAAGGCGCGCCCGUAUCAAUGACAGCCUGAACCAUUUGAAAAACCUCAUCCUUCCCCUCACAGGCAGAGAUAAGACUCACUACUCCAAGCUUGAGAAAGCCGACAUCCUGGAAAUGACUGUGAGGUUCCUCAGCGACAUUCCCCCUGUUUGCACGAAAAAUUCCGCAGACAGUUACAAGGAAGGCUACAAAGCCUGCCUCCAGCGCGUCUCCACUCUGCUUCCCAAAACGAGCCUGGACCAAGAUGCGUGUCAGCGGGUGAACGAAUUCGUCCAGCAGUCCACGUCCACCACCGCCACCAUCACCCCAACCUGCCUGAACUGCUGCGCUCAGAGCUCCAGGACUCUCCCUCAGAUCCAACAGAGACUCCUGAGCCUCAAAUCCAGCUUCAGCUCCAGACUGGAGAGCCAGUCCCGCAGCAGCGGCGGCGUCGCAGUGGCUCCCAGCCGAGCGCAGUCCGGCCCGCAGGCUGUCGGCGCUGCCAUGUGGAGACCUUGGUAGAUUUAAAAAAAAGCAGCCUGCUCCUCCAAAAACCUGUGAAAAGACUGUAAAGUGUUUUAUAUGUAGGCAGCAUGUUGAGAUAGCAUCACUUGUACAGUAUGCAAAGUGAUUCACCGCCUCGCUUCCGUUGAUGAAAAGCCAGAAUUCAUCGUUAAAUCGAAUUGGUUGAGUAUUAUAUACUUACGUUUUGCGCACGAGUCUGUUGUCCUGUAUGAGUUGACAAGUUUAGACAGUCGUAUUUUUUUUUAAAUCUGCAUGUAUGUAUACGUUAAAUAUUUAGUCCUCUUUGCGGACUAAGUGAU